GUUGGAGCAGACAAUCCAAGAUGCGAAAGAUCGCCACACAGUUGAUACUGUUGUUGUGUUGGGUAGGUCCGGCGAUGACGUCAGCCGCAUACACGUCAUCAAAUCGGACAGACUACUCUUUGAACUUCUUGGCCAUUUACACCGGAAUGUUCACCAACUUUGGGCAGACUCAGGAGAGCGGCAACGAAAACGACUUUGCCCGGCUAGAACUGAGACCCCUGGAUAUUCCGGCAUUGCAACCG
Molecule: messenger RNA, 242 nt
Organism: Candidula unifasciata
Lineage: Eukaryota; Metazoa; Mollusca; Gastropoda; Stylommatophora; Geomitridae
Source: the annotation of a GenBank genome assembly